AUGGCGGCCGGAGCRACUUCUUCGACUUCCGAUAAAUGGCAGCUAAAAGCUACGACAGUUCGUGAACGAAACGAGCUAAUGUUUAAUAACGAGUUGCUAAGUGAUGUGCACUUUAUGGUGGGGCCUACAAAGGAGCGUGUUCCUGCUCACAAGUACGUGCUCGCCAUUAGUAGCCCAGUGUUUCUUGCUAUGUUCUACGGUAGGCUGGCCGAGACUACCAAAGAAAUUGUUAUCUCCGACACCGAUGUGGAUUCAUUUGUGGAGCUCCUUCGAUUUCUCUACACAGAUAAAGUAUUCUUGACUUUAGAUAAUGCACUUGGUGUCCUGUAUCUUGCUAAGAAGUAUUUAUUGCCAGUCUUGGCUGAGAAAUGCACAACGUUUGUCRAGAAGAACCUUAAUCCAGAAAAUGUCCUCACAGUCUUAAGUCAUUCACAGUAUCUAAGUGAAAAGACUCUWGAAGAUCAAUGCUGGGAAGUAAUUGACAGUAGUACAGCUCAAGUUUUAGAUACGGAAWCUUUUAAUGAUUUAGAUUUAGACACGCUUAUCGCCUUGGUUCAGAGGAAUUCCCUCAACAUCAAGGAAGUAGCUCUUUUCCGCGCCGUAAAACAGUGGGGGGAGGUAGAAUGUGUCCGACAGAAACUCGAUCAAUCUGUAGUGAAUAUUCGUACCGUYGCUUCAAAAGCGUUCAAGUACAUUCGAUAUCCCGUGAUGUCUCAURUMGAGUUUGCUGACGAGGUAGCCAAGACCGGUUUACUCUCUUUGGACGAAGUCACCACCGUAUUUUUGUACUUUUUGUCAAGUAUCAAUUCAACUGUCCCAUUUGAAAGCAUUCCCCGUCAACCUAAACUUUCACAAGCAAAAUCCUUUUAUAGRUGUUCUAGAUUUAAAAGCUGUUGYGGAAAUGACUGGUUCUGUGAUACAAGAAAGAGUGACGGCAUCAAGUUCAUGACGGACAAAAGUAUCUAUAUGAGAGGAAUUGGUGUGUAUGGUCCAAGCAAAGUCGAGGGAGACUACAAAGUUAAUGUAGAAGUUCUUGUACAUGACAAGGUUUUGGCACAAAAUAAGGUUUCCUAUUCAGCAAGCACUCACAAUACAAUUCAAGACAUUCUCUUUGAAGAGAGUAUUACUCUCCUUAAAAGUGUUAUUUACACUAUAAAUGUACAGAUAAAAGGUCCAUGUUCUUUGAGUGGAACUGACGGUCAAAGAACUGUAAUGGUGGAUGGUGUAAAGUUCAGUUUUUUGGARUAUACAAGCCCAAAUGGCACUUCAUUAUCUGCAGGGCAAAUACCAGAAAUUAUUUUCCAUCAAUGAAGACUAUUAAACUAAUCUUUUAAAAAAAUCAUUAUUAAUUGAAUUUUAUAAGGUUUUGAAAUUACAAUUCACUUCGAUAUAUUUAUAUUUAAUUAGAUAUUUUACACCAAGAAUAUUUCAAUUUUAUUAAGCUUAUAAUUCACUAGUACUUCAAUUUGUAAUGUUUAAUUGUUAAUGUUAAUAUUUAUAUACAACCUGUAAUGACUUGACUCUAUUUAUGAAUACAAACAUUCAAAACAAACUGGUUCAUGGUUGAUCAUUAUUCGUUUUACUACAAUCACUUGCUGUCAGGGUCAGAUUCAGUUUUAAAAAUUUUUAUUUUUUGAUUUUUAAUGUAUAUAAAAUCAAAACCUGUUUUGCACCGUUAUACUUAAUGAUGUCGUCUUUUCAAGGGCGCUAGAACUGAAAUUAUGACCUAUAAGCCCCAGGGGGGGACUCCCUAAUAUCAAAGAGCGGGGGUCCUCGACGUCCCUUUUAGGGUUGGAAAUCAGUAUUUUGG
Molecule: messenger RNA, 1810 nt
Organism: Exaiptasia diaphana
Lineage: Eukaryota; Metazoa; Cnidaria; Anthozoa; Actiniaria; Aiptasiidae
Product: BTB/POZ domain-containing protein 6-like
Exons: 1
Coding region: 1-1311 (436 amino acids)
Biological process (GO): neurogenesis
Cellular component (GO): cytosol
Molecular function (GO): protein binding
Source: RefSeq, a predicted model, not a curated record